AUGAGAAUAUUUGAAACUCUCAAUAAAGCAAUUCUAGCAUCUUGGGAGAAAUGCAUUUUGACUGGAGGAACGGAAGCAGUGGCCAUGGCCCAAGCUGCUCUCCUGGGUCAAACUUUUGCGCUUUUGUCAUCGGUAUCCUACCUAUCUCCUAGACAUGCAGACAACGUGGCGCGACUAACAAUAAUUAAGAGAAAGAAAGAUUUAUUAAUCGCACAGACGUUCCAUGGCACAUUAAUUGCUUGGGCUAGGCGUCUCGACGUCUUUCGGGUCACUUGUAUUCCCGAAAAGAUUGACGUCCAUGGAGCAGCAAAUGGAUUGAGACAGACCUGGAAAAAAUGGAUACAAAGAGAGGAGAGGAAUCGGAAAUCACCGGUGGUCAGGGUCGCCGCAGCUCUGUUUAUACAUGAUGUCGAAAUAGCCGAGAUCUCCAUGUCGGAUCGCUUUUUGCGACAUAAAGCCUCGGAUCUGCCGCCAGCUUGCGACGAAGAUCUCUGGAGUGCACCAAUUGCCGAAGUUUGGGCUGAAAGGUUCAAAGAGGUAUCUGCCAGUGGACCCUCUAAGACUGACUACAGUUGCUCUACGCAGCAGGCCCCUGUUACUUUUGGAGGCGUAUAUCAGCAUCAAGGGUCCAUCGCUGCAAAAGAUUGCUUCCGGUCCUAUAUUGUACUUUCAGGCCUUGCUUCCUUUCCCAAGGAGACACACAAUUAUGAAGCCCUGAAUCGAGAGAGACAGAGGGAACAGAAAACACGAUUUUUGAUCAACUUCUACACCUCACAUAUUGAACCGUCGAAGGAAGGCUCUCAUGAUGUUUACCUCCGACGUGCUCUGUGGCAUUCUACUUUCAUAUCUUCGGAUGUGAACAUGGAUAGACUGGAGAUAGCUAUCGGUAGAGAAGGAUACAAUGAGUCACAGCAGCGUAUCAAUGACGUACGUGAAUGGGCGUGCUCGCUGGAUGGCCAACGAUGUGCACUUCAUGCUAUCAUGAUUCUGCGGGAAUUGGAGAAAAUUGUAUUGGGAACCGAACCCCCCAUUCACAUUCCGCGUACCGUUUUCUGUGCCGCAAUCACUUGGUUUUGUUAUAUCAAGCUCGGGAGAGAUGGCCCAGACUUAUCCCAACAUGAUCUUGAAUUUCCCGAAUUUAAAGUUAUGGGCGUGAAUUGUUAUCAAAUCCUCUUUGAAGCCAAUGGAUAUAAAGGUAAACGGCUGAAGUCAACCGAAUCCUCUGUAUUCCGUGGGUUCAUUGAUCUGCUUCAGCGGGUAGGCCAUUGGGGUAUCUCUAAUACUCUCGCCUCUAUACUACGUCUCCUCCUUCCCGAGGGCACUGACGAUGAAAAGAACAGAUUCUAA
This is a messenger RNA of Penicillium angulare, 1347 nucleotides long. RefSeq lists its product as uncharacterized. NCBI's taxonomy places the organism in Eukaryota, Fungi, Ascomycota, Eurotiomycetes, Eurotiales, Aspergillaceae. Bases 1 to 1347 code for a protein of 448 amino acids. The transcript has 4 exons. The record is from RefSeq and is a predicted model, not a curated record.